This is a messenger RNA of Dibothriocephalus latus, 522 nucleotides long. The record is from the annotation of a GenBank genome assembly. NCBI's taxonomy places the organism in Eukaryota, Metazoa, Platyhelminthes, Cestoda, Diphyllobothriidea, Diphyllobothriidae.
AUGUCAUCUAAGAUUAUGGACGUCCUGGGAAACGCCAAUUUUGUUGUCCCUCUCAUAUCUUUCAUGGACUUCGAAUGCAUAAUCUUUCAGUCAGAAGAAACCCUGACUGAACGGCAACUGCAGGUUUAUGCGCAAUUUGCUGAACUGGCUAGAACGGAGUUUACGCAGAGCAGUCCAGGCCUUGAUGUUACCCUCGAACAGGCGCAGGAGCUUGCCAACAAUAGAGAACUUUGGCCAGGGGAGGGUUUCCGGCGAGUCGGCCUCGCCUUAGCACUCGCGGCAGGGAAUCCGCCUUACUUUGCCAAAUUAAUGGAAAUAAUCGGUGUUCAACUUCAGAUCCGCGCGUUGCUUGCCCUGCUGCAAAAUUCACCAGCCUAUACAACAGGAUUUCCACCAGGCUUCAACAAUCAGUGCGACAAUUUCCUUUUUGAAGCAGCUGGAAGUGUGCCUUGUGAUUUGACUGAGGCGGAACAAUUCUUGACCGAAAAACUCGAGCAGGCGAGAAUCCUCGAUGAGGUAUGA